Molecule: messenger RNA, 2697 nt
Organism: Astrephomene gubernaculifera
Lineage: Eukaryota; Viridiplantae; Chlorophyta; Chlorophyceae; Chlamydomonadales; Astrephomenaceae
Source: the annotation of a GenBank genome assembly
AAGUCGCCUUCUCCAUUUACAGCCGUAGACGUUAUAAUUAUUUGGCCUUUCUGUUAUCUUUUACACAAGAACCAAAAGCUUAAAAGACUUGACCGUAACAAUCCGACAGUUCCGCUUGACUGUUCCGUUGGCUCUGUAGCCCUUUCUCCCGUUUCUUAUCUCUGAUCUACAACCUGCAAUUGACGCUGGAUACUAUUUCGGGGCGCACCGGCGCCUAGGCGCCGACUACCCCUAGGCGGGGACAUAGGAGAUUAGUGCACAGUGCCAGUGGCACCGCAGCACUGGCCGCACUCAAUCCACCGGGGACCGCUACUGGCUGACGCUAUGGCGGGGCAGUCAGAGCUGGACCGGUGGAUUGAGCAGCUGAAGAAGUGCGAGCCACUGAAGGAGUCGGAUGUGAAGACUCUUUGCCAGAAGGCGCUAGAAAUUCUUGUAGAGGAGAGCAACGUGCAGCGCGUCGACGCACCUGUGACCGUGUGCGGCGACAUACAUGGCCAGUUCUACGACCUCAUGGAGCUCUUCCAAGUGGGAGGCGACUGCCCCAUGACCAACUACCUGUUCAUGGGCGACUUUGUGGAUCGCGGCUUCUACAGCGUGGAGACCUUCCUGCUGCUGCUGGCGCUCAAGGUCCGCUACCCGGACCGCAUCACACUCAUACGCGGCAACCAUGAGAGCAGGCAGAUCACCCAGGUGUACGGCUUCUACGACGAGUGCCUUCGGAAGUACGGCUCGGUCAACGUGUGGCGGUACUGCACCGACGUGUUCGACUACCUCAGCCUCUCCGCCGUGAUCGACAACUCCAUAUUCGCGGUGCACGGGGGCCUGUCGCCCACCAUCUCCACCCUGGACCAGAUCCGCACCAUCGACCGCAAGCAGGAGGUACCGCACGACGGCGCCAUGUGCGACCUGCUCUGGUCCGACCCGGAGGACAUCGAGGGCUGGGGGCUGUCCCCGCGCGGCGCCGGCUUCCUGUUCGGUGCCGACGUGUGCCGCGCCUUCACGGACGCCAACAAGAUCGACCUCAUCUGCCGCGCGCACCAGCUGGUGAUGGACGGCUACAAGACCAUGUUCGGGGACAAGCUUGUGACGGUGUGGAGCGCGCCCAACUACUGCUACCGCUGCGGCAACGUGGCGGCGAUCAUGGAGGUGGACGAGCACCUGGCCAAGAACUACAAGGUGUUCGAGGCGGCCCCCCAGGAGGUGCGGGGCAUCCAAUCCAAGCGCGCAGCACCCGACUACUUCUUGUAGUGGGGUGUCAGGGUGACAUGGUGUUGUGGUGUUGUGGUGGUGGGGUGUCAGGGUGACAUGGCGGUGGUGGUGGUAGUGGCCCUAUGAGGGGUGCUGUGUCGCAGACCACUGUUUCCUGUAGUGGUGGUACCGGUGGUGGUGGUGGUGCGGGGUCGCAACAGCGUUAACGCAGCAGGCGCAUGGCACGCAACAGGAGUAGCAGCGGUCGCUAGCAACGUCUAAUUGCGUUUCCUGGUUGCGUUUCCUGGUUGCGUUUCCUGGAGCUCCGUGCUUUCCAGAGAUCCCUCUCCGCAAUAGCGCUGGGUGGCCUCAUGCCGGGUGGUCGCGCAUGUCGGGUGAGGACUCGGCUCCUUGCAAUCAGUCGUCAAACUCGUACAUAGGAAUCUGGUAGAGAGUCGUUGGACGAGCUGGGAGUGGUACGGGCGUGGUGGUGUGUGACCCGGGGAGAGGAGGAGGAGGGUUACGUUUCUACCAUGGAAGAGAAAAGCAGGAGGACUAACUCUACGUAGGGCGCACGUGGGGGUGGGAGUGCUGCGGGGCGGGUCUCUUCAAGGCGGGACGAGGAAAACAGGUACCGGUAGUUGAGGGAGCUCAGGAUGUGGAGGAGUGAGUCUGGGUGGUGAUGGUGGUGGUGCGUUCGUUCGUUGUGGGGGACCGGUGGAGUGUAGAGUACUUGGAUGCUGCUGGUCACGUAUACUCUCAUAUUGCCGUACCGGUAAUGUGAGUGGGCUUGCGUGGGAUUCAAGCUGACCUUGAGGGCGUUGACUUUUGUGUUCCCGGCUUCCUUGAUUGGCGGUGUGCAGGUGGACAAGGGAUGCAGUUACCUCUUUAGACUGACGGAGUCUCACUGCUGAGGACAGGAAUGCAUGAUGAGCACUGGAUGAAGGAGGCACGCCCUGUGUGUACCUGUGAGGUGGCAACCCAUGGCAGUCGCUGAGCUGACACCCCUUGUUGAGAAGCUACGUCUUGCAAGCUAGCACCACUUGUUUGGAAAAACUGGUACCCCUUGCCUGGGAAGGUAACAUCCCUUGUCCUGGUUGGUGAUACCGUAUCCCUUGUUGGAAGCAGCUAGUGUGGUUAAGUGCAUGCCAACCCCUUGUGCAGUCGAGGUUGACAGGCAAGUCACAUAAACGCCGACAUGUGUCGCGUACAUCGUGAGAGGGCUUAUCGACUAGGCGUACGCUAUCAGUAAGAUUAUCAUGCACCGUUAUUCAAAGGGUGAAUGUGCGGAACGGAGCGGUGGCCGACCAUCUCAAAGUCCCUUCGUAAGUAUGAUUGGUUGCAAUGGGACGGCUUUAUGGAUGGUGCGUCCUUGUGCUGGGCAUGUCGCCAAGGACAAGGGCACGAACGGCUGGUGACGGCGUAAGCCUCACAAGGGCUCGCUAGUUGUCGCACUGGGUUGCAUGGUGUUGGGUGGCUUCAAGGUUGUAACUUUGCUCAAGGUCUAUG